CCUGCGCAAAAGCUGGGCACAAACCCUCUGAGUGGAAAGAGGGCUUCCUCUGCGCAUGCGUACAGGGAGGAACUACAAAGGGAAGCGCCUUCGGAAAACGGAGAGGGUGUCUUCUGCGCCUGCGCAGAGGCUGGACACAAACCCUCUGAGAGGAAAGAGGGCUUCCUCUACGCAUGCGUAAAGGACGGAAAUACAAAGGGAAGCGCUUUCGGAAGACGGAGAGGGUGUGUUCUGCGCAGAAGCGGCGAAGGGGAGGCGGAGAGGGCGUCUUCUGCGCCUGCGCAGAGUCUGGGCACAAAGCGGGAGAAGGAAAGGGCCUUUGAGAGGAAAGAGGGCUUCUUCGGCGCAUGCGUAGAGCCGACGGAGGAGGAGAGGGCGCCUUCUGCGCCUGCGCAGAGGCCGGGACGCUCAGGAGCGGAUGUCCUCUGACACAAUCCGGAAGUGGCCGCUCUCGCUUCCUGUCCCUCGACUCUCCUAUGCCCCUUCUUCCUUCCGCUUUCCAAAAUGGCGCCGCUGGACUUGGAUAAGUAUGUGGAGAUCGCGCGGCUCUGCAAAUACCUGCCCGAGAACGACCUCAAGCGCUUAUGUGACUACGUGUGUGACCUGCUCUUAGAAGAAUCAAAUGUGCAGCCGGUUUCUACCCCAGUUACAGUCUGUGGCGACAUCCAUGGACAGUUUUAUGAUUUAUGUGAAUUGUUCAGAACUGGAGGCCAAGUUCCCGACACAAACUACAUAUUUAUGGGAGAUUUUGUAGACAGGGGCUAUUACAGCCUUGAGACGUUUACUUACCUUCUGGCCCUGAAAGCGAAAUGGCCCGAUCGCAUCACACUCCUUCGGGGAAAUCACGAAAGUAGGCAGAUAACACAAGUGUAUGGAUUUUAUGAUGAGUGCCAAACCAAAUAUGGCAACGCUAACGCUUGGCGGUAUUGCACCAAAGUGUUUGACAUGCUCACAGUAGCAGCAUUAAUAGAUGAGCAGAUUCUUUGUGUCCACGGUGGCCUGUCUCCAGAUAUCAAAACACUUGAUCAGAUCCGAACUAUUGAACGCAAUCAGGAAAUACCGCAUAAAGGAGCUUUCUGUGACCUGGUUUGGUCGGACCCAGAAGACGUCGACACGUGGGCCAUUAGUCCCCGAGGGGCCGGCUGGCUGUUUGGGGCCAAAGUCACCAACGAGUUUGUGCACAUCAACAACCUAAAGCUCAUCUGCCGGGCCCACCAGCUGGUCCACGAAGGCUACAAGUUCAUGUUCGACGAGAAGCUGGUGACGGUGUGGUCGGCCCCCAACUACUGCUACCGCUGCGGCAACAUCGCCUCCAUCAUGGUCUUCAAGGACGUCAACACGCGAGAGCCCAAGCUCUUCCGCGCCGUCCCCGACUCCGAGCGCGUCAUCCCCCCGAGGACCACUACGCCGUAUUUCCUCUGAGACCCUUCCCCCAUAUUUCCCUUCUUCUCUUUCUGUGUGACAUACUUUUUAUUGAGCACUUUGCUGCUGAAAUGCUGCCUCUUGCCUUGUUCUUUUUUAUUUUUAAAUUAUAUCUAAAUGUGUUGUACAUUGUCGUCAGUGACGCGUCUCUUUUCGACCUCCCUCUGCGCAGAAUAACAAAAAGCUAUUUCCCUUUCCAAGAGUGCUCAGAGCACUUCGCUGUUUUAUAAUGCUUCUCGAUUUCUCUCCAUUUUGUUCUGUUUUGAUUUCCCUCCCUUUUCCAAUAAAAUACAAACCGAGCCAGAACUAGUCCGAUCUCCUUAUUCCACACGGAUAUUUAUCUUGAGGAUAGAGUUUUAAAGAAAUUUCAGCAGCAAAGUGGUAUUUAUGUGUGGCAAUGGGACUUUCUAAGUCCAGCUAGAUAUAUACGAGGGAACGGUCAUGCUUUAUAUUUUGCUUUGAGCAGAUAGAAAUAAGUGGGCUUGAAAAAAGGAUGUCGCUUAUUUCGUUUUUCCUGUCCCUCGAAGACUUGUUUUUUUUAUGUUUUAGGGUUCCAAGAAAAAGCAAAACACGCUACAGGUAUUUGGAUUUGUACAUUAAAAUAAUUGCUCUGAUUUUUCUCUCAGAUACCUUGUAUUUUUAAUAAAGUCGUAUCCAGAAACUCGUGCCUCUGGGUUAAAACGUUGGAAAUAAAAACAUAUGUUGUUGA
Anolis sagrei ordinatus is the source of this 2131-nucleotide messenger RNA. It is a transcript of the gene PPP6C, whose product is annotated as protein phosphatase 6 catalytic subunit. The record is from RefSeq and is a predicted model, not a curated record. NCBI's taxonomy places the organism in Eukaryota, Metazoa, Chordata, Lepidosauria, Squamata, Anolidae. Gene Ontology annotation, cellular component: cytoplasm. Gene Ontology annotation, molecular function: protein serine/threonine phosphatase activity. Gene Ontology annotation, biological process: G1/S transition of mitotic cell cycle.